AUGAACACAGAGUUCAGCAUUGAAGCGCCGGCGGAGGCGAAUCCUCUUACUGAGAGCAUCCUGUUCCACGUCCUGCGAUCAGCGUCCUCAGCAGAUCAAACUCAAGUACAGACGGGCACCAAGCAACUCCAGCAAUGGGAAAAGGCCGCGGGUUUCUAUCCUCUGCUGCAGACGGUGUUCCUUGACCAAUCCCUCCCCCUCGAAGUUCGCUACCUCGCCGUCAUCCAGCUCAAGAACGGCAUCGACAAGUACUGGCGCAAGACUGCCACCAAUGCUGUAAGCAAGGAAGACAAGGCUACCAUACGGGCCCGUCUACUAGAAAGCGCCGUCAACGAAGCCGACCAUCGCCUGGCCCUACAGAAUGCACUCGUCGUCGCUAAGAUCGUCCGAUUCGAGUUCCCAAAUGACUGGCCAGAUCUAUUCCAACAACUACUCCACAUUCUUCGCGCCUCGACGGAUCCGAACGCCUACCGCUUACAACUCCCUCGCGCCCUUCUCGUCUUGCUAUACAUCGUCAAGGAACUGUCAACGGGGCGACUACUACGAACACGGCAGAGCUUACAGACCGUCGCCCCGGAGAUCUUCAACGUACUCGGUACCAUCUACGUGAACAAGGUGCAAACAUGGCAAGCCUUCUUUCGCGAUGGCGGAGACGACGAAGGCGGUGCGCUUGAGAGCAUCGACAACAGUCUGCUUGCUAUCAAGACUAUGCGGAGACUUAUAAUCGCCGGCUACGAGUUUCCAGGCAGAGACAAGGAUGUGCAAGAGUUCUGGACACUGACCCGUACUCAUCUCGGAGAGUUCCUGCAAUACGUGAUACCGGAGAACUCACCACUUGCAGGCGAAGUUCAGAAGAAGAUAGGCAGGCACUUAAUGCAGCUUUCAAAGUUGCAUCUCAACAUGACCACGACUCACCCAGCAGAUUUCGUCCUUUUACCCAACUCGAUAGAGCUUGCGCGCGACUACUGGAGCCUCAUCUCACGACUAGGUGAGCAAUGGGGCUCAAAGUCUAUUGAGGGCGCCAAAGUCGGUACUGAUGGCGAUGCUGAAGAUGAAGCACCCAUCCUCGAGCGUCUAGGUCUGAAAGGCUUGCUACUGAUUCGUGCAUGCGUGAAGAUGGUCUUCUUUCCCACCCAGACUUUCCGCUUCAAGCACCAGCAGGAAAAGGAUGAGAAAAAUGCGGCCACGCACAAGAUCAAGACAGACCUACUCACUGACGACCUUGUUCGUGAAAUGAUCUCAGCACUUGUCCAGCGCUUCUUCGUCUUCAGGCCCAGCGACCUCCGUAUGUGGGAGGAAGAGCCUGACGAAUGGGAGAAGAUGGAAGAGGGAGCAGAGGACUGGGAAUUUGCGAUCCGACCCUGUGCCGAGAAGCUGUUCCUAGACCUCGCAAAGAAUUUCAAAAAUUUGAUCAUUCAGCCUCUGCUCCAAGUCUUCUACACAGUCGCGACACCGGAAAACGAAGACAUCCUCUUCAAGGACUCCGUUUACACUGCCGUUGGUCUUGCGGCUGACAUACUGCACGAUCAACUUGACUUCGACACCUUCCUUGAGAAGACCUUGGUUGUCGAGGCGGCGAAGCAGACACCGGGCUUCAACAUCAUUCGUCGCCGCAUCGCUAUUAUCAUCUCCCAGUGGAUAACUAUUAAGAUGGCCAAGGAAAAGAAGCCUAUCGUCUACCAGAUCUUCCAGCAUCUCCUCGAUAAGAGCGACCCAAUGAACGAUCAAGUGGUACGAAUAACUGCGGGAAGAAAAUUCCACGCCGUCGCCGACGAGUGGGAGUUCCAAGCAGAUGCAUUCCUGCCGUACUCGCAGCUUAUGCUCGAUAGGCUGAUGGCGCUGGUCCAAGAGGUGGAACUUCCAGAAACUAAGAUGGCACUGCUAAACACCAUUAGUCUUGUUGUAUACAGGUUAGAGCAUCAUAUCACCCCAUACGCCAACAGCAUCAUCGCUCUUCUCCCACCGCUGUGGGAGCAGUCUGGCGAAGAGCAUCUCAUGAAACAGGCGAUUCUCACACUCUUGGCUCGUCUAACGAACGCCAUGAAGGCCGAGUCACGUUCUUUCCAUGUCUCAUUCUUACCCAUUAUCCAGAGCGCUAUCGAGCCUGGCUCAGAAACCCAGGUCUACCUCCUUGAAGAUGCACUCGAUCUAUGGGCCUCCAUCAUUGCACAAACACCAUCAGCUCCAGAGCCUACACCACCUGAAUUGCUCAACCUAAUUCAAUAUCUGCUACCUCUGUUCUCCAUGGACAACGAGACCCUGCGAAAAGCCAUCGAGAUCACAGAAGCGUACCUGCUUCUUGCGCCCUCCGCCGUCCUGGCAGACUCUUUCCGUCCCGCGAUCCUCCAAGCCCUCGCUGAGCUUCUAGGCAACUUGAAACCUGAAGCGAAUGGCAUAAUGACACAUCUCGUGACAUGCAUCAUUCGAGGUGCGGAAGGUGUAAGUGGCGAGAACGCUGUCAAGGUUCUGACUAGCGAUUUGAUCUCUUCCGGGUUCCUCGCAAAGGUUUUGGAGGGUCUCCACGGCGCAUGGACCCACCAUCAAUCCCACGGCCCUUACCGCGAACUCCCUUCCCGCGCUGUUGAUGGGGUUGUCGAAACCGACUACUUCACUGUGCUAGCACGUAUCGGCAUGGCUUCACCUUCUGUACUCCUCGAAGCCCUCUCCGCAUUAUCAAGUGAAGGUCUAGAGAAGACUCUAGACUGGUUGUUGGAAGAGUGGUUCGGCCAUAUCGAGAACAUUGGCGAUGCGCCAAACAAGAAACUCAUGUGCCUUGUUCUCACACGUUUCUUAGAAGGAGCACAGCCUUGGAUGUUGGGCAGGCUGCAGUCGCUGGUAGGAAUAUGGACGGAUGUACUAGGAGAGUUGCUGGAUGGCAUGGAUGAUCGGAGUCAAGAUUCCCUAUUCUGGCCCCCAGAACCUUACCACCCCACCGAACCUGAGGCACCGGAGGAUAUCCGCAAGCGCGAACUGAUCUACACUGAUCCUGUGCAUCAGAUCAAUCUCGUUGCGUUCGUUAGGGAACAUCUUCAACAGGUCAUCCAACAAGUGGGUGGUGAACAAGCCUUCCAGGAAGAGUGGUUGAGCCGAGUGGACAAAGAGGUUCUCAAGGGUUUUGGGGAGUUGGGCAUCAUGUGA
Molecule: messenger RNA, 3138 nt
Organism: Alternaria conjuncta
Lineage: Eukaryota; Fungi; Ascomycota; Dothideomycetes; Pleosporales; Pleosporaceae
Exons: 7
Coding region: 1-3138 (1045 amino acids)
Biological process (GO): protein import into nucleus
Cellular component (GO): nuclear envelope; cytosol
Molecular function (GO): small GTPase binding
Source: RefSeq, a predicted model, not a curated record